AGCAAAUUCUGAAGUUUAGUGUCAUAUUUUAAGCAUAACAAAUGGAUUUAUAAAAUUUUCUGAUAACUAUGAAAAUUGGUUUAAUUUGCCAUUAUCAGCGAAAUAUUAUGAUUGAGUACUUAUUCAAAUUAUAUAUUUAAAAUCAUGAGGCGUAGUGCACGAAUACUGUUUCCAAAUUACAUCUUGAUAGAAAUAUUUGUUAGGGUAUUUCUUCUGGCAGUGUUGUGCGCGAUGCAGUUUCUCAAGCCACACAUGCAUCACAUUACCGAAGAGGAACUCCACACGUACUAUAAGCGCCCUCGACAGGAGUCCUACAUUACACCAUGGGUGACAAUACUCCUAAUCGGAGGUUUACCUGCCAUGAUCAUCUUCGUGCCUCUAAUAAUAAUGAAGAACUAUGCAGAAGCAAUUCAAGCAUUCCUGGCAUGGACUUUAGCGCUUUUAAUAAACGCUAUUAUUACUGAAACAGUGAAACUGAUCGUCGGACGACCACGGCCCGAUUACUUCUACCGUUGCUACCCUGAUGGCAACAUGAAAUCUCACUGUAAGGACGUUAUUGAAGGUCGAAAAUCGUUCCCGAGCGGUCACAGUAGUUUUUCGUUUUGCUCUUUAGGUUUUUUGAGUAUGUGGCUGUGCGGGAAAUUAGGAGUUUUCUCUAGAAGUCGAGGACACGGGUAUCGUAUAGUAACGUGCCUUGUGCCUCUAGUGAUUGGCGGUGCGGUGGCUAUAAGUCGAUGGUGCGACAACCAUCACCACUGGGAGGAUAUACUGGCGGGAGUCCUCUUAGGUUUUGCUUUGGCAUAUUUCUGUUAUCGUCAGUAUUACUUACCGUUAGAUUCGAAUUCUUCUGGCCAGCCUUAUGUGCCGGAGACAAAUGCAUCUGAUAAUGACGCCCAAGAAUGUUGCACGUGGUAUUCGAACAAUGUAUUUCGUGUUACUGUACCAUUUAGCUAUAAAAGUUCUUUGAAUUGAAUGAAACCUUAAUAUUUGCCUUUUUUAUUUUAUACACAUUGAAAUAAAACAAAUGUUUUCAAAUUAUAACAUAUAAAGCAUUUAUUUGCGGCACAAUAACACUAAAUUAAUACAAACAUGUUAAAAUGAUCAAUUGUAUGAUGUUUGUUUUCGCUUCAUGCACUAUUUCUAUCCGUGGUUUUGCCAGUAGGCUAUUGUUCAACUCUUUCACAAAUGUAUGGAAAUUCAACUACCAUAUAUGUUAUGAGCAGAUUUCUUCAAUUGUUUACGAAUACAAUGAAAUUUAUUAUUAUAUCUGUAAUUUGAUAACCAAAUUUAAUUACGUAAAUGUAUAUAAGUAUGAAUAAAAAAUACAAAAAUACGUUACAUUUUAAUGAAUUCAUAUAAAUAAUAUUAUUAAACGUAUAUUUAUAAUAUAUUACGCCCAAUCUUAUCCGAUAUACAACUUGGAAGCCCAUCUCUUUAUUACAUAAUGAAUUAUCUACGUAAACAAACACAC
This is a messenger RNA of Manduca sexta (tobacco hornworm), 1471 nucleotides long. RefSeq names its product phospholipid phosphatase 5-like. NCBI's taxonomy places the organism in Eukaryota, Metazoa, Arthropoda, Insecta, Lepidoptera, Sphingidae. Gene Ontology annotation, biological process: phospholipid metabolic process. The transcript has a single exon. The record is from RefSeq and is a predicted model, not a curated record. The coding region runs from base 145 to 972 and encodes 275 amino acids. Gene Ontology annotation, molecular function: phosphatidate phosphatase activity.